Panonychus citri (citrus red mite) is the source of this 1962-nucleotide messenger RNA. RefSeq names its product signal transducing adapter molecule 1-like. Gene Ontology annotation, cellular component: ESCRT-0 complex. The record is from RefSeq and is a predicted model, not a curated record. Lineage: Eukaryota; Metazoa; Arthropoda; Arachnida; Trombidiformes; Tetranychidae. Gene Ontology annotation, biological process: protein transport to vacuole involved in ubiquitin-dependent protein catabolic process via the multivesicular body sorting pathway. Gene Ontology annotation, molecular function: ubiquitin binding; phosphatidylinositol binding.
GAAAUUAAAAUUCAAAAGAAGCAACAAAAUUGUUCAGUGGCGCCAUCUAUCGAACUACAAAUUAGUUAAAAUGAUUUUCUCUUUUAUUUUUGUUUACUUUUAUUCUUGAAGCUUUUUAAUCUUAACCUUUUUUUGUUCGGUGAUUUUGUAAUUGAAUUAAUUGUUUCUGUCUUAAUUGUAUUAUCUUGUUUUUACUUUUAUCCUUAGAAAGAUGCAAAAACUAUUCGGCAAUUCAUCUACUUUUGAUCCAGCGGUUGAAAAGGUAACAGAUGAAUGUAAGACAAGUGAAGAUUGGGCUUUGAUAAUGGACAUUUGUGAUAAAGUGACCACAGAAUCAACUGGACCAAAAGAUUGUCUUCGUUCAAUAACAAAAAGAUUAAACAAUCCAAUUCCACAUGUACAAAUGUUAACAUUAACCCUAUUAGAUGCGUGUGUCUCUAAUUGUGGUAAAAAAUUUCACCUAGAAGUUUGCUCUCGAGACUUUGAAAGUGAGAUUAAAAAAAUCCUCACCAAAGGCCAUCCAAAAGUGAGUGAAAAGCUAAGGAGUUUAAUCAAAAAAUGGGCUGAACAAGAAUUUAAAAGUGAUCCACAAUUGAGUUUAAUUCCUUCCCUAUACAAUAAGAUGAGAGCGGAAGGUGUUGAAUUUACCUCAUCAGAUCCACCAAGACGAUCAAUGGCCUCACUACCAACCGAUCCCAAUAUUGUAACCAGUAAUCAAGAAGAGGAAGAUAUUGCCAAAGCAAUUGAAUUGUCCUUAAAGGAAACUAAAUCAUCUAAAUCAUAUUCCUCGUCAACCAACAAUUACAAGUCAUCCAUUACAAUUAGUAAUAAUAGUAAUACCAAUUCAAUCAUCAAUCCAAACAAUACAAACACCAACAGUACAUUGUACCCAAAAUUUAUCGAUACAAUGUCAUCAUUAUCUCUCAAUGAUACAACCUCAUCUUCUGGUGUCAAAGUUAAAGAACCAUAUAAAGUACGAGCUCUAUAUGAUUUCGAAGCUGCUGAAGAUAAUGAAUUAACUUUUAAAUCAAAAGAAAUCAUUCUGGUGCUAGAUGAUAGUGAUCCCAAUUGGUGGAAAGGAUCAAAUCACAGAGGCGAAGGUCUUUUUCCGGCAAAUUUUGUCACCACCGAUCUGAAUGAACCAGAGCAAUUUAAAUCAAGUGAAAAAAAGACCGUCCAAUUCAAUGAGACGGUUAAGGUCAAAACUCUUGAACGGGAACCGCAACAAGUUGAAAUCGAUGCUGAAAAAAUUGAUAGAUUGUUAAAUCUUUUGCUUGAAGCCGAUCCAACCGGAGAAAUGGUAGAUACAGAGGAAUUGAUUCAAUUAGAAGAGCAAUGUAUGCAAAUGAAUGUAAUGAUUGACCAGGAGCUUGAAAAGAUUGACAAAAAACGCAGCCCUAAUCGGGUUAAUUCACAAUUAACUGAAGCCUUAAAAAUGUAUCACUCACUGAUGAAAGAUACUUAUCCAUUAGCAGUAGCCAGUGGUCACUACUCAGCAAAUUAUAUGCCACCAGGAGGAGGAGGUCAACCAACAUACCAAACUGGACCAGUUCUCUAUCAACCACAACAACCACAGUCUCUUCCUCAACCUCAACCUCAACCCCAACAAUUAGCUCAUCCUCCACAGUCUCACACACCUCACCCACAAUCGAUUGCAAUGAUUCCCCACCAGCCUCAAUCUCAACACCAUCUCCACCCUUCAACCAACCCUUAUCCUCCACAUGUAAUGAUGGCUUCAAAUGCUGUCAACACAAACAUCCCAAUGACUGGUGAAGAUUAUGCUCCAAUCCAAAUGGGUCCCCCUCCUCCUGUUCAGUCAAACAAUUUGAAUUACAAUGAGAAUCAAUAUUUUUCACAAGGCUUUAAUCAAUAUGAAUUCCAACAAUAAGUUAACAAAAUGUUUCCAUUUAAUUGUUUACAUAAUUAAACAGCAAUCAAACUACAAACAUUCAACACUGUAAA